Molecule: messenger RNA, 585 nt
Organism: Mesoplodon densirostris (Blainville's beaked whale)
Lineage: Eukaryota; Metazoa; Chordata; Mammalia; Artiodactyla; Ziphiidae
Gene: TSPAN16
Product: tetraspanin 16
Exons: 8
Coding region: 1-585 (194 amino acids)
Cellular component (GO): membrane
Source: RefSeq, a predicted model, not a curated record
AUGGCUGAAACGCACACUCCGUAUUAUUCCUUGAAGAAACUGUUAUCUUUCUUCAACGGUGUUAUGGCUGGAAGCAGGAGGGAUGUAGGGCAGACUGACAAGGAGAAGGAUGCACUGGGAACAGGCGUGGCCUCCAUCGACCCAGAGCUGCUGAAAUCAAGCAGAAGAUGUUUCUCGGUCAUGCUCAUCAUUCUCAUCGUGGAAAUCACUGUCGCCGCAGUGGUCCUUGCCUUCUUCCCGAUUUUAAGAGAUGUGGACUUGGAGCACAAAUUUGUGACCCUGAGAAUUAGAGGUUACAAUGAGCCGGAUGACUAUUCCCUGGAAUGGAAUUUGGUCAUGGAGAAGCUAAAGUGCUGUGACAUGAAGGACUACACAGAUUUUCCAUCCUUCGAAAGGAUGACUGGCCACACCUACCCCAGGGGCUGCUAUAAAUCCAUCGGGACCGUGGCCUGUGAUGGGCACAACGUGUCUUCAGAUGUCAUCCACCAGGAGGGCUGUUUCCCUAAGCUCCUGAAAAUAACCAAGACUCAGAGCAUCAACCUGAGUGGAGGCUCUCUGGGGGCAGCAGUGAUACAGAAAGCAUGA